ACUGAGGAAGGCGUAGAUGAAACGCUAUCACCUCCCUCCCUUGAGCUGUCAGUUGACAGCGCAACACCGAGCCGGAAGCAUCGUAGGAAAUAACACAGAUUUGAUAAACCGUAGAUUUUAGAUUUCUCCUCUUUGUCACUGCAAUAACGGUUGGGACACUAGCAUAUUUUGAGGCUGACCAACGAACGCGUAAGAAACAGAAAAUCUAAAAGGACUGACUAGCUUUCUAGUUUAGCAAGCUAUCGUUAGCUUUGGCCAGUGCAGCCGCUGCUCUGCAACAGCUAGCUAAGGACGGAGUGUGUAGUAGGCAGGCGAGCUCCGUUGGAAUCUAAAACCUAAGGCAAAUUGGAGUAUCUAGCUAAUACAGAAAAGACUACAGUUGUUUUUGAUUGCUCGCUUGCUAAAUGCAGAGUGUAGGUGAUCAUUGAGAGGCUACUCUCCCAGCUCCAGAACGAACUGUCACUGACUGGGUGAUAUCCAGCCAAUUGCCACUAAAGAUGGCUACAGCGAGCAGCAUUGCCGCAUCUAUUGCGAGCAAGACGAAGAAAAAACACUUCGUGGCUCAAAAAGUGAAGCUUUUCCGAGCCAGCGACCCUCUGCUCAGCGUCCUCAUGUGGGGAGUCAACCAUUCGAUCAAUGAGUUGAGCCAUGUUCAGAUCCCUAUCAUGUUGAUGCCUGAUGACUUCAAGGCCUACUCCAAGAUUAAGGUGGACAAUCACCUCUUCAACAAGGAGAACAUGCCGAGCCAUUUCAAGUUUAAGGAGUACUGUCCUCUGGUGUUCCGCAACCUCAGAGAGAGGUUUGGCAUCGAUGACCAAGAUUUCCAGAAUUCCCUGACCCGUGCGGCUCCGUUGAACAGUGAUGCUCAGGGUCGGACUGGCGCUCGCUUUCACACCACCUACGACAAACACUACGUCAUCAAAACCAUCACCAGCGAGGAUGUGGCUGAGAUGCACAACAUCCUCAAGAAGUACCACCAGUUCAUAGUGGAGUGUCAUGGCAACACGCUGCUGCCUCAGUUCCUGGGGAUGUACCGCCUCACGGUGGACGGAGACGAGACCUACAUGAUCGUCACCAGGAACAUCUUCUCCCACCGCCUCCCCGUCUACAAAAAAUAUGAUCUGAAGGGCUCCACUGUGGCCAGGGAGGCCAGCGACAAGGAGAAGCAGCCACGCCCUCCUGAGGAUGCACCCCCGCGGCCCAAAUCUAAUGUUCAGCAAAGGCUGCAAACGCUGCGGAUCGCCACGCGCUUUUACUGCGCCAUGAAACACGUAAGAGACGCCAAGGAGCUGCCCACCUACAAGGACAACGACUUCAUCAACGAUGGACAGAAGAUCUGCAUCGACGACGACAACAAGAAGAUGUUCCUGGAGAAGCUACGUAAAGACGUGGAGUUCCUGGCCCAGUUGAAGCUGAUGGACUACAGUCUGCUGGUGGGGAUCCAUGAUGUGGAGCGGGCUGAGCAGGAGGAGGUGGAGAGUGAGGAUAACGAGGGGGACGAUGAGGGGGAGAGUGACGGAGGGAUUGGCACUCCCCCUGACUCCCCCAGUAACACCCUGGACAGCACCAAGCCCCUGUCCCCCGGGGAGUUUGACCCCACCAUAGACGUCUAUGCCAUCAAGAGCAACGACGGUGCUCCUAGGAAGGAGGUGUACUUCAUGGCGGUCAUUGAUAUUCUGCAGCAUUACGAUGCCAAGAAGAAGGCCGCUCACGCUGCCAAGACCGUCAAACACGGAGCGGGAGCAGAGAUCUCCACGGUGAACCCAGAGCAGUACUCCAAGAGGUUCUACGACUUCAUCACCACUAUUCUCUCAUAGCCCCCGGGAGUAGGGGGGGGGGGGGCUGGCUGAGAGUGGAGGUGGUUUUUAUCUCUCUCUCCAUUUCUCCUUUAGCAGGGGUGUCCCUCUACAGCUAAAACCAUCAUUUGUUUACAUUCAUCUUCUCUUUUGACUUGAUUUCUGUUACGCGGGACCAUAAGGUGUGAUAGGAGAAUAGGUGUAUCUUCUCUUUUGACUUGAUCUCUGUUACGCGGGACCAUAAGGUGUGAUAGGAGAAUAGGUGUAUCUUCUCUUUUGACUUGAUCUCUGUUACGCGGUGUUCUAGUCAGUACUUUUCUAUUUGUUUGUUUGUUUUGUGUACUUUGGGAAUCGAGUUUUUUUACACCAUGUCCUCACCCUGCAUUGUUUGUUGUUCUGUAUUCCCCUUUGGGAGGGGGUGGGGUUAGAAUGAGGAAGAACAGGGCUCAGUGAUUGGAUAACAAUAGUGAGGUCACUCUCGGAGUAAAUAGUACAGGUAGAAGUAAACAGGAAGUGCACCUUGAGGCUAGUCCAAACCAUUCACUCGUCUUCAGGAAGUAGGAAGUAUUAGUCCAAUAGGCCGUCGGCCAGACCAUCCAAUUGCCAUUUAGCCCUGCCCAAGCCAAAGCUACCUUCCUAUCUGUCCCUUCAUCCAUCACUCCCUCCAUACACGAGACGUUAGGAUAAGCUGCGUCUAGUAAGACUGGGAGCUGGUGUGUGUGUGUGUGUGUGUGUGUGUGUGUGUGUGUGUGUGUGUGUGUGUGUGUGUGUUGGUGGUAGUGAGAGCGCUGGCUGGGUACAAGUUAAGAAUAGCGACGAGGAAGAGAGGAGAAUAGCAGGGUACCUGGAAGGAUGGCCAGAGAGGAGACCAGAAAUGACACGAGGUCUGACUCGUCCAACAGUUUCAUUCAGUUCCAUUAGGCUUUAGAGAUUUACGACAUCAUUGACUGAUCGGGUUUAUGUCAUUCUGGCGGGGGUACCAGGAAAGGGUAUUUGACUUCCUGUGGGACAGGGCAGGGCGAUGGUAUGAUACCUCAUGGACCUUUGAACCUGAAUUGCCAUCAGCACCUUAAACAAAUUGUUGCACUUUUAUGUUAGAGAUAUGAUCUCUCGUUCUGUUACUGCACCACAACAAAAGCACUGUUUGGAGUUAUCCAACUCCGCCCCAACAUGUCUGAUAGGGGUGUAGGAGGGACUAGAGGUGGGUUUGGGACCAGGCCUGAGUGUAGUGCACAGCAGAGAAAGAGGAGUGGUGCCUUCAGGACAGAUACAGACGGCCUAUUGUUUACCUCUGGUAUCAAACCAGCCUGAACCAGAGUCUUACCCACAUCUGUCUGUGUCAGGGGUCUCCAACCCCGGCCAUGGAGGAGUACUGAGUAUUCAGGCUUUAUUUACUCCUGUCCAGCACUAACAUACCUGAUUCAGCUUGUUAUGGUCCAGACAGAAGACCUUCAUUAGUUAUUUGAAUUCGGUGUUACAGCAGGGCUGGAACAAAAGCCUUCACGACUAUUAGCGUUCCAGGACUGAGAUGGAGAGCCCUGAGACAGUCAAAGAUCUCUAUACAAGGUUCAGGCCUGAGUCGGCUGUGUGUCAGUGUUUCAUGAGAGGAAAGGAAAGGGCUGGGUUGUAGGAAAAUCUACUUUUGUUAUUUAAGUGGUGACGUCAUGCCAACCUUUCAGCCUUUCAACCUUGUUGUCUGCCUCUUAGUCAGACUUUUGUUGCGUCGUUGUUGUUGAAAGGUUGUUUUAUCUCAGAUUGAGUUUCGCCGGGUUUGAAUUGAGGUGGUACAUUUUUAUAUUUUGCACAGAUACUAAAAGUAACCAAAUGUUAUGCAUACGAUCCUGACUGGGUGACGUGGUUUUAACAAGGGAAACGGCUGGGUGACGUGGUUUUAACAAGGGAAACGGCUGGGUGACGUGGUUUUAACAAGGGAAACGGCUGGGUGACGUGGUUUUAACAAGGGAAACGGCUGGGUGACGUGGUUUUAACAAGGGAAACGGCUGGGUGACGUGGUUUUAACAAGGGAAACGGCUGGGUGAUGUGGUUUUAAUGGUUUUAACAAGGGAAACGACUGGGUGACGUGGUUUUAACAAGGGAAACGACCGGGUGACGUGGUUUUAACAAGGGAAACGGCUGGGUGACGUGGUUUUAAUGGUUUUAACAAGGGAAACGACUGGGUGACGUGGUUUUAACAAGGGAAACGGCUGGGUGACGUGGUUUUAACAAGGGAAACGGCUGGGUGAUGUGGUUUUAAUGGUUUUAACAAGGGAAACGACUGGGUGACGUGGUUUUAACAAGGGAAACGACCGGGUGACGUGGUUUUAACAAGGGAAACGACCGGGUGACGUGGUUUUAACAAGGGAAACGGCUGGGUGACGUGGUUUUAAUGGUUUUAACAAGGGAAACGACUGGGUGACGUGGUUUUAACAAGGGAAACGGCUGGGUGACGUGGUUUUAAUGGUUUUAACAAGGGAAACGACUGGGUGACGUGGUUUUAACAAGGGAAACGGCUGGGUGACAUAAUAUCAUUAUACCUGUUCCAGAGAUAGAGAGAUAGAUAGAUAGAUAUAGCUCUGACUUGUACCAGAGAAGAAUCUGUCUGGUGUUGUACCUGUGAUGGGUAACCUACUAAACCAGUGACGUCAUCCUCCUCGACUGUUCUAACCCAAGCAAAAAAAAUCCAUAUUAUGGUUUGUUUUACACGCAUAGAUUCUAUUCACAUAUAUUUUUACGUUGCAUUUUAGUCAUGAAAUAUAAUUGUAUUUUAAGCACCACCGUUUGAGUUAAUGACAGUGUUGUGUUAUAUGAAGAAUGCUACUGCUUGUAUGUACUGUAAAAACAAAACCAAUACAUGUUGCAGGAACACAGUUUCUCCCUCCUGUGUCUUGGCUGUUUAGAUCCAUUGUUACUCUCCUAGUCUUAACCCCAUCAGGCUCUCCUUACCAAGCUUUAAACUGUGUUUUCAUCGUAUACACUGUGUAAGAGGUGUGCCUUUAUACUCCAAAUGAUUUCAUUUGUCUUUUUUAAUGUCUUUUUGUUUUUUUACAAAGUUCAAAUGUUAUUUUAAUAGGGUUUUAUUUUCAGCGUUUUCCCUGCCUGUGUAGUAGGUGUUUUCAAUAUAUUAUUGUUGAGUCAAAUUGAUACAGUUGUAUUAUUAUUUUGACUAGUUCCGUUUUCAAACAUAAAAACUAAAAUGGCCGUCUCUGAUACUGAGGUUAUGGGUAGAACUUAGUCAUUAGGCAUAGAUGGUGCUUACCUUCCCCAAAUCCUAACCUUCACCAUUAGGGGGGUGGGGGGGGUGGGAGGGUGGUACUGCAAAUCUGAACUUGGAUCUGUGUGUCUACCUCUUGGUGUGGAGACUGCCUCUGGGCUGAUCUGACCCUGCGUUCCCCGCUGCUCAGUAGGGACCUGCGUGUUGUGGUUUGUGUGACUGUCAUAAUGAUGUUCGUCGUGUUUGUCCGCUGACCAAUUCCUCCGAAGUUUGAAUGCAUCUGAAUGAAAUGGCACCCUAUUCCCUGUAACAGUGAAAUAAUUUUGACAAGAGCCCGUUUAGGUUUAGGAUUAAGGAUUAGGGUUAGGUUUAGGAUUAAGGUUUAGGAUUAAGGUUUAGGAUUAAGGUUUAGGAUUAAGGUUUAGGGUUAGGUUUAGGAUUAAGGUUUAGGAUUUAGGUUUAGGGUUAGGUUUAGGAUUAGGGUAAACCAGGUCCUGGUCAAAAUUUGUGCACUGUUUAGGGAACAGAUGCAGUCGAGACUCCCCUUCCACCAUCUUAUGUUAACGUUGCUGCAUCACCACUGCCUGCUCCAUGUUCCCUAAGCCCUAACCUUAACCACUGCUCCAUGUUCCCUAAGCACUAACCUUAACCACUGCUCCAUGUUCCCUAAGCACUAACCUUAACCACUGCUCCAUGUUCCCUAAGCCCUAACCUUAACCAAUGCACGGCUGCUCCAUGUUCCCUAAGCACUAACCUUAACCACUGCUCCAUGUUCCCUAAGCCCUAACCUUAACCACUGCACGGCUGCUCCAUGUUCCCUAAGCACUAACCUUAACCACUGCUCCAUGUUCCCUAAGCCCUAACCUUAACCUAAAACAGCUGACCCAGGAUCAGUGGUGAAGAGGAAAUGUCUACCUGCUCUACCUUCCACCCACUGGCCAGCUCUCCCUGCCCUCACCCACGGGCCAGCUCUCCCUGCCCUCACCCACUGGCCAGCUCUCCCUGCCCUCACCCACUGGCCAGCUCUCCCUGCCCUCACCCACUGGCCAGCUCUCCCUGCCCUCACCCACUGGCCAGCUCUCCCUGCCCUCACCCACGGGCCAGCUCUCCCUGCCCUCACCCACGGGCCAGCUCUCCCUGCCCUCACCCACGGGCCAGCUCUCCCUGCCCUCACCCACGGGCCAGCUCUCCCUGCCCUCACCCACGGGCCAGCUCUCCCUGCCCUCAACCACGAGAGAUGUGUUUUUGCUCUGAGAAGAUGGUGGCUCGAUCCAUAGAGAGGGUGCUCCCAUGUCACUGACUUGGACUCCUACUAUAGACUACCCUCUCCAUUGCUCCCCAGUCCACUGGGACGUAGAUGGCUGGUUUUGUCCAUCGUUGGCUGAUCCUUCAACCUCCUCUAUGUAAAGGCCGUACUAAACCCAACAUUUUGUGAAAAGAAACUUUUCCACGUGCAUCCACCUACAUUCAAAAUGACCACACAUGAGCUUGGAAAAUAUUGUACGGUGUAAAUGUAUCAGUUUGAAUGUGUUAUUUUUUUAACGUAUGGAUUCUGGAAGACUGAAUGAAGUGUGUUUGUGUCACACGGUUAGGUGUUAAUGAUUACAGAUAUGAGGACAGACAGAUGGUGAGGUUUAUGGGGUUUUAACUGUGGAAAUUGUGAGGUAUGUAAUGGUGACCCAGAGUCCUUGCUACACAUUGCUAAAGCAUUGUGUGUGUGUGUGUGUUGCUGUCUGCCGGCGGUCCUGUGAGAAAUGUUAACUCAUGUUCUGUGAUGUUUAUUGUUUGAUGCAUAAUGCUGAUAUUCUAAUACUCUCCAUUCCAUCGUCAUUCGCUUUACUAUAAUAAAGUACUGUCUGCUAAACCGA
Messenger RNA from Oncorhynchus kisutch (coho salmon), 6875 nucleotides. RefSeq names its product phosphatidylinositol 5-phosphate 4-kinase type-2 alpha. Gene Ontology annotation, molecular function: 1-phosphatidylinositol-4-phosphate 5-kinase activity; 1-phosphatidylinositol-5-phosphate 4-kinase activity. Gene Ontology annotation, cellular component: plasma membrane. Lineage: Eukaryota; Metazoa; Chordata; Actinopteri; Salmoniformes; Salmonidae. The record is from RefSeq and is a predicted model, not a curated record. Gene Ontology annotation, biological process: phosphatidylinositol phosphate biosynthetic process. Bases 498 to 1817 code for a protein of 439 amino acids. The transcript has 11 exons.